CAACCGGUCCAGUCGACAGACUACUAGCUUUCCCGCCUCCGCCUCCCAGUGCAGCCCUACACGAGUUACCGUUGUCACCGUUUCCCAACGCCAACACACCCAACCCUCAAAAUCGCAACCAUGUUCGCCGCCACCAGAGUCCUCCGCCAGGCUGCCGCUCACGCUGAGCGUGUUCCUUCCAUCAAGUUCAUCGGUCGCAGAACCAUUCCCGCUUCCGUCGACCACACUCCCAAGCCUCACCCUGCCUCUCCCACCCACUCGCUCCCGGCCAACUGGGGCUCUUCUCCCUCCUUCAGCGCCUACCGCCAACACGCCCAGCAGCACGGCCCUCUUCGCAAGACCAUCCGCCCUGAGGUCGACGGCAUUGGUGGUUCUCCCGGUGCCGCUCUCGGCUCCGUCAACCCUCCCCAGGGUCUUUACUUUGACCGCAACGACCUCCCCGCCCGCUUCCGUCGCCAGCCUCUCACCGAGGCCGAGAUUGAGGCUAUUGAGUCCGGCUGUGGCUUUGCUUAAACGGGAGAGAAAAACAACAUGGACUAGACAGUUCGUUUACCACAAUCGAUAUCGAGUCCGAAACGACCGACACAACGCAGCGAUCCUUUGAGAAUUGCCAAUCCCGCCGCCCCUUUGACCUAGGAAUGGG
Neurospora hispaniola is the source of this 643-nucleotide messenger RNA. RefSeq lists its product as uncharacterized. The coding region runs from base 121 to 513 and encodes 130 amino acids. The transcript is spliced from 2 exons. Gene Ontology annotation, molecular function: oxoglutarate dehydrogenase (succinyl-transferring) activity. Gene Ontology annotation, biological process: 2-oxoglutarate metabolic process. Lineage: Eukaryota; Fungi; Ascomycota; Sordariomycetes; Sordariales; Sordariaceae. The record is from RefSeq and is a predicted model, not a curated record.